Ctenopharyngodon idella (grass carp) is the source of this 1801-nucleotide messenger RNA. Its product is annotated as sialoadhesin-like. Gene Ontology annotation, molecular function: transmembrane signaling receptor activity. Gene Ontology annotation, biological process: cell surface receptor signaling pathway. The record is from RefSeq and is a predicted model, not a curated record. Lineage: Eukaryota; Metazoa; Chordata; Actinopteri; Cypriniformes; Xenocyprididae. Bases 45 to 968 code for a protein of 307 amino acids. The transcript has 9 exons.
UUUAAAACAGACUGUGUUAUACAGCAAGUCAUUAAUAGAUCAGUAUGGAGCUCAGUUCACUUCCUCUAAUGCUCUUGCUGAUUUCAAACAUCCACACUGGACAAACGCAAGAUAAACCCAGAGUGACUGUGAAGCCCCAGAGUUCAGUGUUCACUGGAGACACAGUUACUCUGAGCUGUGAUGUGCGACGCUCAACUGUACUGAGGAUUAUCUGGUACAAAAACUCCAAGAUAAUAAAUUCUGAUGCUGAAACAAAAACACUGAGAGACGUGAGUCUCUCUGAUGGAGGAGAGUACUGUUGUGGUGUACAAAGAGCCACAACACAAGGUCAAAGAGUCAAGCUAACAGUAAGAGAGAGACCCAAAGCUGUAGUGCGUGUUCAGCCUGAUGGACGAGUGUUCAGAGGACAGACGGUCACUCUCACAUGUGACAUACAGGAGACAGACGUCACUAGCUGGAACUACACCUGGAAGAAAGAUGAUUCAGUGAUUCAUGAGAGUCAAUCACAGGAAUACAGAAUCAGUUCUGUUAAUGAAUCUCACACAGGUCAUUACAGCUGUAGAGGAAAUGAGACGGACGGAUCACGAUACUCACACACCAGUGAUGAAGUUACACUGACGCUAUCAGGAUCUUCAGGACCAUCAGGAUUUCGUGCUCUGAUAAUUGGAGUGACUGCAGGACUGAGCGUCUUAUUUCUUCUCAUUUUCUUACUGGUCCUGCUGUGGUGCUGCAAACACAACAAAGGUGGAGGAUCUCUGUCUCCCUCUACUGACCAUCAGCAGCACAACAUCAGACAGACAGAGAAACAGAAGAAGAGUGAACAAACACCACCACAGUUCGACACAGUAAUUGGACUUUCUGAUGUGACCUAUGUUGAGAUUGACCUGAGAACAGUGAAGGAAAUAAAGAAAAAGAAAGAACACAAAGUGAACACUCAGCUCUUGUCAUCUGUUAGGAAAGACCAGUAAGAGUUCUGAAACUGUUUACUCCAAACUGAAGAUGUAAACAGGUUACGGUGCUGUUGCUGGAUCUAGUGACAUGACGAAUGCUCAGAUAAAAUGAGACAAAACUUUCAACAGUAUGGGGAUUAAAAAAUAUUAUAUAAAUUAUAUAAAUAUUAAAAAAUAUAUAUUUUAAAUUACCGCUGUUAAUCAUAAGCAGCAAAUAUGCAUAAUUUAUAUUUUAUAACAUGUUUUGUGUCAUCGCACAACAAAUGAUGAUUUUUUUUUUUCUGUUAAAAAAAAAAAUCUCAGUAAUUUUUUAUUUUUUUAUUUUAUAAUGCAGUUGAAAUAUUGACACUUGCAAAGUCAAUCAAGGCCAGUUUUUCCCUGUUGGUGGCUAAUAAAGUUAAGGUCUAGGUCUAGAGAAAUAACUGCCUGUAAUAGCUUCUAACCGCUGAUACAUUACCGCUUACUAUAGUAUUAUGUUUUACAGAAUUAUGAAUAUUAUAAGAAAAAAAAAUAGCAUAACAUUUGUAAAUAUGCUACAAUCUAAUUCUGGAGUUAAAUCCUGUAUAUAAUGUUCAUGUAGACUAUCUAUCUAUCCUGUCAUUGUCCACUAGAUGUCACCAUAUAGAGAUGAUUUGGUUGUUUCUAUGUCAUUGCAUGAUAGUUUUUGAUUGUGUACUUUGUGUUUUAGUGUCUUCUUUUUGGUGUUUACUGUGUGUUACUCUUUCAUUCAUACCUGCACUGCUUGUAUUUUAAUCAUGUCAAUAAAAUAGUUUGAAGUGUUUUUUGUCUGGCGUGCAAAAUACCUGUGGCCUAAUGGUAGAGAGAACUUAACUUAAACCAAACAAUAGGAG